Messenger RNA from Anguilla anguilla (European eel), 3766 nucleotides. Its product is annotated as nesprin-2-like. The record is from RefSeq and is a predicted model, not a curated record. Gene Ontology annotation, biological process: nuclear migration. Lineage: Eukaryota; Metazoa; Chordata; Actinopteri; Anguilliformes; Anguillidae. Bases 122 to 3766 code for a protein of 1214 amino acids. Gene Ontology annotation, cellular component: cytoplasm; nuclear outer membrane; meiotic nuclear membrane microtubule tethering complex. The transcript has 23 exons. Gene Ontology annotation, molecular function: actin filament binding.
UGUAGCCGAGCCUGCGAUCAUCUACAGUACAUUAAGCGGCUGAAAGGCGUUCUAACUCGGCAAAUCAUAGUGAAACCAUGGUCACUGGAAUCUCAGGGUGAGCCCCACACCCCCAGGAAUCAUGAAAUCAGGAAGUGGCACAGAGGACACUCCCAUGGAGGAGGGGAGCAUCCCAUUGGACAUCGAGAACAUCCAGAUGGUCUUGCAAGUGGAGCAGGAGCAGAUUCAGAAGAGGACGUUCACAAACUGGAUCAAUGCCCAGCUCUCCAAGAGAUCCUCGCCCUCAAAGGUCUCGGAUCUGUUCACUGACCUGCGCGAUGGGGUGCUUCUUCUGGACCUGUUGGAAGUUUUGAGUGGCCAGUGUAUGAAACGAGAGAAAGGUAGGGUAGGCAUGUUCCAGGGCAGGAGCAACAUUGAGACAGCUCUGAACUUUCUCAAGAAGAAAUCGAUUAAAUUGGUAAACAUCAACAUCCCUGACAUCAUCGAUGGCCGACCCCCCAUCGUCCUUGGCUUGAUAUGGUCCAUUAUUCUGCAUUGCCAUAUAGAGGAGCUGGCAAGCAGCCUGUCCUUCGGCUCACGCCAGUCAUCCUUGGAGUCGCUGGGCGGUCCGGACUCCCCCGGGGACAGCCCCAUCCAGCAGAGGGACCCCCCGCUCCACGCCCACCUCCGCAUCUCCGCCAGAAAGGCCCUGCUGCUGUGGGUCAGAGAGCAGUGCGACAGGGCUGGCUGUUCCCUCAGUAUCAAAGACUUCAAGUCCAGCUGGCGCAGUGGCGAGGCCUUUUUGGCAGUGCUGCGCUCCCUGAGGCCCGACCUGGUGGACCUGUCCCAGGCCAGUGGCAGAACCAACCGGCAGAACCUGGAGGAGGCCUUCCGCACCGCCGAGCGGGAGCUGCAGAUCCCCAGGCUGCUGGAACCAAAGGAUGUUGAUAUCUCAGACCCAGAUGAGAAGUCCAUCAUGACCUAUGUAGCCCAGUUCCUGCAGUACUCCAAAGGCCAGCCUGCCUCUGAGAAGGAGAAUGCCCAGGCGUCGGCCAAUCAGAAGGUCCGGGAGGUCACCUGCUGGUUGCGGAAGGCUUACCAGGAGCUGCAAGAGGGCUGGACUUCAGCAGAGGCAGGGAGUUAUGUGGAGAGGUACCAGGCAUUCCAGAUGUGCGUGGUGCCCUUUGAAGAGCAGCGGAGGUACAUAACCCCCAUGUUGAGCAUGGCACAGGACCCUACCCGGCCCAGCGAGGACCACCGUGCCCUCAGAGAGGCCUGGCACAUCCUGGCAGACACGCUGCAGCAGUGUGACAGGGCGUUGGAUCUGGGUCUUCCUGCUCCUCUGGAUGCAGUGGGCAGGUGGCUGCUGCAGAUGGAGAGCGUGCUCACUGAGGAGGGGGGAGGUGAACAGGACCACGCCCUCGCUGCCCAGGAUGUCCGAGAUAAGAGGGAACUGCUGAAGACCACGCUGAAGGACAUGGACGACCACCUGCAGACGCUGCGCACUUUCUGCAACGAAGAUGUGUACGGCUCCACCCUGGUGCCGGUGGACAAACUGGACCAGCUGAACCGACGCUUCACAAGUGCCCGUGUCACAGCCAAGUACCAAGGGAUGAUACUGGAUUACCUGGAGUUCCGGUACGCAGUGCUGGAGCUGCUGGCCCAGGCUGACAUCAAACUGCGGUCCUGGGGAACGGCCUACAAUUCCCAGGAGUCUGUGCGUGUGCGGCUCCAGGACUGGCACGACACUGUGGACAAGAAUGACCUGAUCACACACUUGGAGUCUUCCCUACGAAAGAUGAAACUGGUGGCAAACAACUACACCAGCAAGGCUGCCCUGGCGGCGGACGCCCAGCGUGUCUCCCGGCAGGUGAGGGAGGCGGAGGAGGAGACUGCGCUGAAGAUAGAGGCCGUGGCGGGAGCGAGGAGCGCCAUGGAGCAGGCCCUGUCUGCCUGGGACACGUACAAUGAGGGCUUGAGCUCUCUGCUGGCCUGGCUGGAGCAGGAAGCUCCCCGUACAGAGGUGACGGCAGAGUGCCUAGCAGAGUGGAGCACUCGUCAUGCCCACCUGAACGAGGCGGGAAACUACCUGAUGGAGGUGACGGAGGAGGGCACCGGCCGCAAGCUGGCAGCCCAGCUGCAAAGCCUCAACAAACAAUGGGCAGACUUCAUCAACAGGACCAGAUGUGCUGCGACCUCCCCACCUGGAGCUCCUCAGAGACCCCCCACGGUGCAGCAGCUGACCCAGGAAGCCACGCUGCUGAUGGCGGAACCGGCGGAGGUGUCAUCCCGCCCCCUGCGAACAUUCAGGAAGAAGCUGCAGCUCAUGAUAAAACAGUUAAAGGAGGCGGAUGCUCUCGCCGCCUCGCCCGAUUGGUCACCUGAGAACCAGCAGGAACUCCGCAAGGUGAUGCAGGAGCUGCAUGAGGUGGAACGUGCCAGUGCGGACCUGCAGAAGAGCGCGUCUGCAUUGGAGGGCAGGCUGGCCGAGCUGGAGCACUGGGAGAUUGAGGCGUGGGAGGUCUGCCAGCUCCUGAAGGAGAGGGAGAGGCGAGGCCAACAAGGUCACGACACCCAAACUAAAGCGCUGAUCUCUCGUGGGCUGCAGCUGGAGGCACAGGUGGUGGCGGAGGAGCAGGACUAUGGGGUCGCGGUGGAGGCUGUGCGGAGCCGCUGGCCCGUGCUGCACCUCAACCCAUCCCAGAUGCACAAGAGAGUCAAGAGCACCCUCCCUCAGGCACAGGAGACUGUGGGGAUGCUCAGCUCUCUCGGGGCCCGACGGCAUCAAGGCCCAGCUGAGUUCCAGCCACCCCCCAAACUCCUCAUUCUGUCCGACACUCAGGGGGCGCCAUUGAGCCAGCCCCAAAUCAUCCCCCAACACCAGCUCAAAAGCACCCCUGAACCCCAAUGCCAAACCACCCCUCAACCUCAGAAUCAAACCACUCCCAGACCAAAACCGCGCCUCCAGGUGUGCCCUCCUCACCAGGAAAGGGUGGAGUCCCAGCCCAGGGUCCAGGGUUAUUCUUACGCCGAGGCCGUAACUCACCCUCGGUCUAAAACAAGUUUCCGGACCAGAGGCCAAACUCAGACCCAACCCCAGACGCUCCAGGCUCAAGACCACAGCCCAACCCAGAUCCAACCCCUGAUCCAGCCUUGCACCUCCAUGCGAACUCAGGAUCCUGCCUGGCCCCAUGCUCAGGCUUCAACAAGACCGAACGAGCAGUCCCCAACUCAGGUUCAGGCCCAUGUUCGGGUCCAUGUCAGUGUCCAAACCCUUUCCCACACUCAGACCCAGACUUACAGCCAGCCUGUCCCCUCAGCACAGACUGACACACAGGCUGCAGUUCUGGCCUUCACUGGGACUCCACCACAGGUAGACACUGAGGUUCCCAGGGAUUCCCCGCCACAGACACUCACUGAGGUGCACAAGGGUUUCCCAACACGGGAACGUGCUGAGGUUCUCAGGGGCCCCCCACCACAGUCACGCACUGAGGUUCCCAGGGGCCCCCCACCACAGGCACACACUGAGGUUCGCAAGGGACCCCCACCACAGGCACACACUGAGGUUCCCAGGGGCCCCCCACCACAGGCACACACUGAGGUUCACAAGGGACCCCCACCACAGGCACACACUGAGGUUCCCAGAGGCCCCCCACCACAGGCACACACUGAGGUUCACAAGGGCCACCCACCACAGGUUUCCACUGAGGCUCCCAGGGGCCCCCUGCCACAAGCACACACUGAGGUUUUGAAGGGCCCCCCACCACAAGCAGACAGCACACAGUGA